This is a messenger RNA of Phoenix dactylifera (date palm), 1505 nucleotides long. Its product is annotated as Mo25 family protein. Lineage: Eukaryota; Viridiplantae; Streptophyta; Magnoliopsida; Arecales; Arecaceae. The record is from RefSeq and is a predicted model, not a curated record. Gene Ontology annotation, molecular function: protein serine/threonine kinase activator activity. Gene Ontology annotation, biological process: intracellular signal transduction.
AAAGGUGAAGGUGGAGGAGAGGAGGGGGGGGGAGGACGCCUACCACCACAUCGACCCGGAGAGGCGGAGGGAGAGUCGCCAUGGCCUUCUCCUUCUUCAAGCCGUCCAAGGCCAGGUCGUCCCCUUCCGACCUCGUGAAGGCCAUCCGGGAGAGCCUACUUGCCCUUGAUACCAAGACCGUCGCAAAGGCUCGUGAAGAAGCUGAAAAGAAUAUUCUUUCAAUGAGACAAAUGCUGACUGGAGAUGGAGAAGCUGAACCAAAUCAGGAGCAGAUUUCGCAGAUUGCUCUUGAAAUUUGCAAGGAGGGUGUUCUUUCCCUUUUUGUUCAUAAAUUGCCAUCAUUGGGGUGGGAUGCUAGAAAAGAUAUAGUGCACUGUUGGUGCAUUUUGUUAAGGCAGCAAGUUGGUUCUGGUUAUUGCUGCGUGGAGUAUAUUGAGAAUCAUUUGGAACUUUUGGACUUCCUUGUUGUUUGUUAUAACAACAAAGAAAUUGCAUUGAAUUGCGGUAACAUGUUGAGGGAAUGCAUCAAAUAUCCAACGCUUGCGAAAUAUCUAUUGGAAUCAACUAGCUUCGAACUGUUCUUCAAGUAUGUCGAACUGCCAAACUUUGAUAUUGCUUCUGAUGCUCUUGCCACCUUCAAGGACUUGCUUACAAAACAUGAAACUGCAGUUUCCCAGUUUUUGAGUUCCCACUAUGAACAGAGAAUGUUAUUCCAGUUCUUUGAGCUCUAUGAAAAGUUGUUGACAUCUACAAACUAUGUGACAAGAAGACAAUCCUUGAAGUUUCUUUCGGAAUUUCUUUUGGAGACUCCAAAUUCACAGAUAAUGAAGCGCUACAUUAUAGAAGUUCGAUACUUGAAAAUUAUGAUGGCACUUUUGAAGGAUUCAAGCAAAAAUAUCCAGAUUUGUGCAUUCCAUAUUUUUAAGGUAUUUGUUGCUAAUCCAAAUAAGCCACGUGAGAUCAUUGAAGUCUUGGCAAACAAUCAUGCAGAAUUGCUGAUGCUACUUCACUGUCUUCCUACAAGCAGAAGUGAAGAUGAGCAACUUGAAGAGGAGAGAGAUUUAGUAAUCAAGGAGAUUGAAAGUCUUUCACAUCCGUCGCAAGCAGCCAUUUAGUAAAAUGUUUUUUGUGUUUAGAUGUUUUCCUUGUUUGUUUCUCAAAUGUUCAUGAUUGUCAUUAUGAUACUUUUUCGUGAAAACAUUUAUGUUAAAUUAAGCUUCCUCUAAGAAAAAUGGUCUGCUGAUAGGGGAUUUGUAAUCCGAGUGUGAUAACCAUCAGUUUCUCGGUGGGAUUAACAGUGGGUCGUCUUUGGAAAAAAAAAAAGGAAAAAGAGAAUAUAAAUAUUUAUGAUUGAGGCCUCAGUAGUGCUAUAGUGGCAUGCAACAUUAGAUGCUACGUUAUAAAAUGCAAGUUUGCUGCUUCAUCUUAUUGGCAGCGUUGAGCCAAAUGUAAUUCAAGAACCAGAACCCUAUGGAUCAUGUUGUAUUGGCAGAUAUCAUCAGAAA